AAUUAUUUUAUUUUUAUUUUAUUUAUCUUGUCUUUAUUUUGUCAAUACAUAAAAAUGCAUUUCUAUAUAUUGUAUGUUUAUUAAAUACUGUUAAAUGAUUAAGCUGAAGUUCCCAGCACGGCCAGCAGAGGGCGCACAGCUCAGACCGUACCAUAUAGCCCUGCGGCGGGGGUCCGACGGACCGAACCAAACUGACGGUUUGUAUUACUGAGUUAAAUAUGAGACCAGAGAGGGACAAAGUCACUAUUAAAAGAGCGCAUGCGUCGUCUUUAAAUUUAACAGAUCCUCUAAAAUAUUUAAUAUUUUCUAAAUAUUCAGAAUUUUUAGCCUUCAUGUAAAACUGAAAAAAGGCAGAGAAGGGAAUAAAACAUUUAAAAAAAGCAAAGAAAGAUUGAACGUGAGCUUGGCUUUGCUGCCACCUGCUGGUGAAAAGAGCACCUUGCAGGUGGCUAAAAUGCCGCGAGCUUUCUUCUUUUUCUCUCUUCCUCUUUUUUUACGCAUUUAUUAUUUUCUGUAAAUGGUAUUAAGUGUAAGAAAAAAAUGUAAUCUUUAGUUGAUUAUAUAUUUUGCAUUUAAUCAUCGUUAAAACGAAGGUAAAUUACAUUUUCCGCGCGGAGUUUUAGGUCGGAAGCAGCUGAUUUCUUUGGUGCUUUUGUGCUGUUUUUCAAAAUAAAACGAUUUAAGAGCACCAGUCUAACAAGUCGGAGAGAGUGACGAUUCUUCUGAACUAUUUACACUUUUUUAAACUGAUUUUUAAUGUCAUUGUCUGGACAUGCGCACUGACGUCCGCGACAGAAAGAAAACGUUUUUUUUUUUUAUUAUUAUUGUAAAAUAAAAGUAUUGAGGAGAAUAAACAUUUAAAUGUUCUGUCUCCUCUCUUAAUUUUACAAAAGAAAUAAAAGAUGUGAAGUUAAAGAGAAUUCUUCUGUUUACCUGUCAGGUUUAGAUGAGCAGGUGAGUCAUUUAGAUUUACCUGAGUAAACAGUCAAAUUAUUUCAAUUAAAGGUGUGAAGAAGACGCUCAGAGUUUCAUCACAAGAACUGAAGAUGUUUUCAUGUUUCACUCAAAGACAGAAUUGAUCCUCCAGAUGAAGGACAAGAACCUCCAGUUUCUGAAGAAAAGGAGGUUUGGUAAAUGACGCACGCGCCCCCUGAAGCCACGAGCAUGAGCUCAUCUCAGGUAAAAGAGCGCGAGGCUGCAGUUCAGGUCAGAACGGAACAGCAUCUCCCACCUGAGGUCCGCACGCGCCCAGCAGUGAUGUCAUCCACCUACCUGUACCUGUACCUGCUCCUGCUGCUGCCCCCCCUGAGCUCGCCUCAGAGCUUCCACUGGGGCUCCUGCCACUCGCCGCAGGUCCAGGAGGACUUCAGACUUGACCAGUACCUGGGCAGGUGGUACCUGAUCCAGAAGAUGCCCGCCUUCUUCGCACCGGGAAAGUGCAUCAGCGCCAACUACAGCCUGAGCGAGGAGGGCGGCCUGCAGGUGCUGACGUCCCAGUCGUACUGGGACAGGAAGUGGGUUGUGGAGGGAGAAGCUGUGAUUCUGGACAGAAACCAGCCGGCCAAACUCUCGCUGAACUUCUUCUACAUCGCCCCCCUCAGCCCCACCUGGGUUCUGUCCACCGACUACGACAGCUACUCGGUGGUGUACUCCUGCACCGACGUGCUGGGCGUCUUCCACCUGGACUACGGCUGGAUCCUGUCGCGCUCGGCCUCGCUGCCUCCGGACGUCCUGCAUCGCGGCGAGGAGCUGCUGCGCCACCUGGGGGUCGACGCCUCCAAGAUGCAGGAGGUGGAGCAGGACUGUGAGGAGGAGGGGAGCAUCACCUUCAGCCAAUCAGGGCUCUCCAUGACUUAGGGAUUUGAAGGAUCAAAACCUUCCGCUGUUUGAAAGCAGAUUUCUUAUUUUUUUAUUGUUUUUAUUUUCAUCUGUAGCGAUAAACUUAAAGCAUCGUCUGUUUUCACUUUAGUGACAUAUUUUAUUUCUGACUCUAAUUUUACUCAUAACGGUUUAAAUUCUUCUUUUCAUGUUGUUAUUUUGGAAUAAAUUCUCAUCUUCACAAAAAGGAA
Oryzias melastigma (Indian medaka) is the source of this 2069-nucleotide messenger RNA. Its product is annotated as apolipoprotein D. The record is from RefSeq and is a predicted model, not a curated record. Gene Ontology annotation, molecular function: lipid binding. Bases 1135 to 1857 code for a protein of 240 amino acids. Gene Ontology annotation, biological process: lipid transport; brain development; tissue regeneration. Lineage: Eukaryota; Metazoa; Chordata; Actinopteri; Beloniformes; Adrianichthyidae. The transcript is spliced from 5 exons.